UUUUAUUUGUUCGGACCCGCAGAACUUUAAUUAAACUUAAUUAGGACAAAUUUGUAGCAUUAGUAAGAACAGAGAGCGACUCCCCAGUAUUUAUGGAUGAAAUCAUAAAGAGCACAUUGCCAUAUUAAGUUAUGGGUAAGGAUCAGCACUUACUCGAGGCAGCACGAUGCGGCGAUAUAAAAACGGUGGGUAAACUAUUGGAUCUAGCUGCCAGAAGGCAUGGACCAUUGUCCAGUUUUCGGCGUAGCCCUAGCAUCAAUGCCCAAGACGUUAAUGGGUAUACACCGUUGCACCAUUCUAGUCUCAAUGGUCAUGUUAGCAUAGUGCGAUUGCUAUUGGCCCAUAAUGCUCAACUUGAUGUACCAGACAUACGUGGCUCCACGCCUCUCUUUCUGGCUGCUUGGGCUGGCCACCAGGAUAUUGUCAAAAUGCUGCUCAUGCAUAGUCCUAAUCCGGCCAAUCCCAAUGCUCAGACAAUUGAAAACGAAACACCGCUCCAUUCUGCAGCGCAGCACGGUCACAAUGCCGUAGUGGCCAUAUUGCUCUCGUAUGGAGCAGAUCCGGCCAUUCGAAAUAAUAGUUUCCAAACAGCUUUAGAUCUAGCAGCUCAGUUUGGUCGAUUACAGGUGGUGCAGACACUACUACGUGUCGAUCCUGAUCUAAUAAUGGCCUAUCGAAUUGGUCAAGAGGAUAAUCUGGCCGAGCUGCUUGGCUAUGCAACUUUAUAUGCCGCUACCACACCCACCAAGCACAUCUUCACCCACACCUGUCUGCAUCUGGCCAGUCGCAAUGGCCACAAGAAGGUAGUGGAGACAUUACUUGCCGCCGGCGUUGAUGUUAAUAUACUUACCCACGCGGGCAGUGCUCUUCAUGAAGCCUCUCUUUGUGGAAAAAAAUCGGUUGUAGUUACUCUGCUUAAGGCAGGUAUCGAUGUGAAUGCCACAGAUGGAAAUGGACGCACAGCUCUCGAAAUAUUGUCCGACUAUCCGCCCCAUGUUACCUAUGAUAUUGUAGCUGUUAUAAACGAAUUCGCCAAAAUGUCGGAGGUACAGUCACAAAUGUCCGCUAUUGAUCUUAGCGUGGAGAGUGGCACGCAAUCGCUGCCAAAACGAUUAUUUGAAAAGAAUUCGCAACGCAAGAAACUGGUCAAACCAAACGAUCUAACCAGGGCGAGGAAAAAGCAAGAUCAAGCAAACGGACUUUCGCACUCUUUAAGCUCGCUGGAUCAAUAUACCAAGGUGCCAGAGAAUUAUCUGGACAUGAAGCCAAUUAAGCAGCAAAAGUCCCUCAACGAUGUGGCUGAAAUUGGUGGCGGUAGUAAAGAUAUGUUGCUGUGUUAUCAGCCCGUUUAUAAGCAGCCGUAUCAGAGUGCCCUUCUUCAGACGACCAAUAAUUUCUCAAGCUCCUCGGUACCAUCACAAUCCUAUGAGUACAUUAAUUUACUAAGAAACGGUGGUUCAGGCAGUGAGGACAAUGCGACCACUAGCAGCAUAUCAAUCUCUGCUUCUUAUCAACGGCCUACAUCGCAAUAUGUGGAAAUGUCACUGCAGGCCCCAGUGCCAAAGCCUCGCACCAAAUUAAAUGGCAGCCUCAAGGAACACGAAGUUACGUCAUGUGUUGUGGAUAACAACAAUAACACGGGCAAACAAUUACGUGGUGUGCGUCAUUCACCCACACCAGAUUAUCCACCGCCCACGGUUAUGGAAGCAGAGCACGCAAUUAUCAAUUACAUGCAACCGGCAACUCUCCGCAAGGGUGGCUUGAUGGAUAUGGAGGCCAGUGAAUCACCACGCACCACUUACUCCUUCUCCUCCGAUCAGGUGGAGGAAUUUGUUGGAGAUGUUCCAUUUGCUGGCCUUCUCAAAGGAUCAACACUAAAUUUGGCACAAGACGAAGUAGAUGGCCGAGAAUACUUGCGUUCGCCCAGCAUGGUGCGAUCGGUGAAUCGACGUAGUUUGGCCAAGCAGCGUUACUCAGCAAGUGGCGAGGAUUUCAGUGCCUCACGUGUGUGGGCGGAAAUCGAUACCAUUUUUGAGCAUAUAGGCAAUGAGGUAUCCACAGUACAGGAAUCAGAGCUGGAGCAGGAAAAGGAAGAACCAGAACCGCAAAGCUUGUCCAUUGAAGAUCCGCGACACUCUUUGCAAAUGAGAAAGCCGGCAGAGCUGUUGCUUGGCAAAUCGCAAAACUCUGCUUCCAAUUGGUGUCACUCGCCCUAUACUCUGAUGUAUGGGGAAAUUCGUUACUCGGUCUUUUAUUUAGGAUCGACGGUAAUACGUCAAUUACAGGGCACCAUGUCGACACGCAAAUCCAUUCAGAAACUAAAGAUUGAUGAGGAGAAGAUAAAGUCAGCUGCUAGCGUCAGUGAUAUUAGCUUACUUGAAAAUUGCACAACUUCUACCAAGUAUCUGAAAGCCGCCAAUCUGCAGACGCGUCUAAACGUUGAUAUUGCCGUCUCUUGUAUGGGAGUCAAGUUUAUAGAUGAUGAGAAAAAGGCUGCGAUCUGUUCGCAUGAUAUUGAAAAUAUCAAUUGCGUGUGCCAGGAUACAGAAGAUCUGCGCUAUUUUGCCUAUAUAACCAAAGAACAGGAUUUGCAUUAUUGUCACGUCUUUAUGGUAGACAAUUUAGAACUGGCCAAGGAGAUCAUUUUGACACUAGGCCAGGCUUUUGAGGUGGCCUAUCAACUAGCUGUAAACCGUUAGGGUGCAUCCUUGCCUGAUGGGUGCUAAAUCACAAAAGUGCCUAAUUGAUUCGCGUCCAAUAUUUUAUUUAUUGCAUUUUGAAUGUGAAUGUAUUUUUCAUUUACUAGUCUUUGAUGCCAUCUUGAUGUUGACUUUGUCUGAGAAAAAAAGGUCAGCAAAGCUAAAGUAUUUAUACAUUUUAUUAUUAACGAUUAAACGGAUACGAUGUUUUACAUGCAAA
Drosophila willistoni is the source of this 2919-nucleotide messenger RNA. RefSeq names its product ankyrin repeat and sterile alpha motif domain-containing protein 1B. Gene Ontology annotation, molecular function: protein binding. NCBI's taxonomy places the organism in Eukaryota, Metazoa, Arthropoda, Insecta, Diptera, Drosophilidae. Bases 132 to 2699 code for a protein of 855 amino acids. The transcript has 9 exons. Gene Ontology annotation, cellular component: cytosol. The record is from RefSeq and is a predicted model, not a curated record.